UAGAAGUCUGCAUCAUGUACAGUUAUUGACGUAAAAGCAUAGGCCAUAGAUACACUUUCAUUUUGUUUUGUGAAGUGGCCAUCAAAACCUAGGACCAAAGAGGAAGACAGGAAAAAGAAGCGCUCAUGGCAUCAGAUGACAGGUUUACAAACAAUCUUGUACUUCGAUCAGUAAGGGCCGAGGCACAGAGGGCGGGAUGUGCACCGUCUCUUCCUGAACCGCAGCCAAUGAGUGAUGAGAAGGAGGAGCUCGUGCUGGAUCAGAUGGCUGAAGUCAUCAGAGCCAUCGGCGAUCAGGUCGAUCGGGAUCCAAAAUUUAAGAACAUGGUUGACGAGUUUGCACGAGUGAUGGAAAGACAGAGUUUUCAGAGGCUUGUAGACAAAGUGUUUGUUGAUGGCAUCACCUGGGGGAAAAUUGUUACUCUGAUCUGUGUUGUUGGAAAAGCAAUUACAAAGAUUCUUGCUUAUGUCUCAGGAAUUGUGUCUUGGACACUGGAUUACUUCAAGGAUAACUUGUUGAACUGGAUCUGCAAUAGAGGAGGAUGGAUCAAUAGUAUCUCUUCCUUGGCUCGUUACUCCUUUGAGCAAGAUUUCGGUUCCUCAUCCAGCCUGAUCUCCCUCUCCUCUGGAGUCCUCUUUAUCAGCGGAGUACUGCUGGGUGGCCUCAUCGUCUGGAGACUAAACAGAGGUGCCUGAGGAGGGUCAGUGGAGGAGUGAUGAAGCAGAAGGAUUUACAAAUACAACUGAAUAACACAAACGUGGUUUGGUCACCGAAUAUAAGAGAAGAAAAGGCUUUAUAUUGUAAUGCACAAAGUGUGUAAAAUAUGAUAAAA
Rhinichthys klamathensis goyatoka is the source of this 832-nucleotide messenger RNA. RefSeq names its product apoptosis regulator BAX. Lineage: Eukaryota; Metazoa; Chordata; Actinopteri; Cypriniformes; Leuciscidae. The record is from RefSeq and is a predicted model, not a curated record. Bases 126 to 695 code for a protein of 189 amino acids. The transcript is spliced from 6 exons. Gene Ontology annotation, cellular component: mitochondrial outer membrane. Gene Ontology annotation, biological process: release of cytochrome c from mitochondria; positive regulation of apoptotic process; intrinsic apoptotic signaling pathway in response to DNA damage. Gene Ontology annotation, molecular function: protein heterodimerization activity; protein homodimerization activity; channel activity.